AUGGACCCCGACAUUGCCCAGGCCUUCCAGGAAGAACUGAGCUGCCUCAUCUGCAUGGAUACCUUCAUUAAUCCAGUCACCUUAGACUGCAGACAUAGUUUUUGUCAACCUUGCCUCUGCCUCACCUGGGAAGAAGCCGAGACGCCAGCCAGGUGCCCUGUGUGCAGGCAACACUCCCAGAAAAAAGACCUCAAACCCAACAUCGUUCUGAAGAGUCGGGCGUCCGUGGCCCGCAAAGCCAGCCUCCAGCGAUCCCUGAGCUUCGAGGAAGACAGGUGUGGGCUACACAAGGAGACCAAGCAGAUGUUCUGUGAAGUGGACCAGGUCCUGCUCUGCCGGCUCUGCUCCCAAUCUCAGGAGCACAAGGCUCACCGUCACCAACCCAUCGACAGUGUCGCUGAGGACAGACGCGAGAUGAUCUUAAAGCACAUGGAAACCUUAUGGAAGAAGAUACAAGAAAACCAGAGAAAUAUAAAUGAGAAGAGGAACAUCAUCCACGAAUGGAUUCUGUAUGCGAAUCUACACAGAGGGAUGACCGAGGAUUUUUAUGCAGUAUUGCAUCUGGGUCUCCAGGAGGAAGAACACCAAUAUGCAGAGAUUCUUAUCAAUGAAGAAAGGGUGAUUCUACUGCAACUCACAAUAGUGCAAACGCAAAUGCUUCAGAAAAAGAAUCACCUCAGAACAGUGUAUCAGGAGCUGAUGAAAACAUACCGGAAGCCGGACGUGGAACUCCUCCAGGAUUUAGAAGAUGCGCUAGAACGAUGGAAGUGCGCCUUGCUCUUCAUGCCCCAGCCCUUGAAGCCGCAGCUCAGCGUUCCUCUGCUUCCCGGACUGAUGGAGAGCCUGCAGCAGUACCGAGUGGAGAUUGCCUUCAACCACUGGAUACAGAAUCAACACGUGCUGCCUGAUUAUGUGAGAAACGUUAGACAAGACCCUGAAUAUGCAGCUUUGAAUGACGAAGAAUCCUACUAUCUUGCUGCUUUAGGGUCCCAAGUCUUCAGCUCUGGGAAGCAUUACUGGGAGCUCAUCCUCAACGACUCUUCCACCUGGGCUGUGGGAGUCUGCAGGGAUUCUGCCACAGGGAGCAGCCUCACUCUGAAUGAAUCUGAGGACAUUUUUCUCCUCAUCUUGGGCAAAGGGAAUGCCCAUUGCCCUAUCUUUACUACCUCCCCAUUGCUUCAUCACUAUAUAGAGAAGCCUCCAGGCUGGGUGGGUGUGUUUCUUGAUCUCGACAGUGGAAGUGUGAGUUUUUUGAAUGUUGCUAAGAAUUCCCUUAUCUGGAGGUUUCCCACUGGAUCCCUCCAAUUUCCUGUCAGGCCUCUCUUCCUCUACGGUAACCCAUCAUCAAGUAGAGAGUCUUUAUAUGUGAUGGGAACUCUGUACCAGAGAAUCCUUCUCAACUGA
This is a messenger RNA of Perognathus longimembris pacificus (Pacific pocket mouse), 1404 nucleotides long. RefSeq names its product tripartite motif-containing protein 43-like. The transcript has a single exon. The record is from RefSeq and is a predicted model, not a curated record. Bases 1 to 1404 code for a protein of 467 amino acids. Gene Ontology annotation, molecular function: zinc ion binding; protein binding. Lineage: Eukaryota; Metazoa; Chordata; Mammalia; Rodentia; Heteromyidae.